Messenger RNA from Monosiga brevicollis MX1, 1359 nucleotides. RefSeq lists its product as uncharacterized. Bases 1 to 1359 code for a protein of 452 amino acids. NCBI's taxonomy places the organism in Eukaryota, Choanoflagellata, Craspedida, Salpingoecidae. The transcript is spliced from 2 exons. The record is from RefSeq and is a predicted model, not a curated record.
AUGGUUUCUUCUUCAGAAGAGCACACCGCUGCCGGCUCGCGGCAUCGUGUCGAUCUUUCGUCGCCAAACACACGGCCCGAGGUCGUCAGGUGGAAGCGCAUUCUAGAGACCGAGGGAUCAAGCUUGGGCGUCAUUGCGCCAAGUGCGUCGGGAGGCUCAGGGGUUGAGGGCCAGAAAGAGUCCUGCAGCGUGGUAGAGUCCGCACAACCCAUCAACCAACCCUGUGUCGCUCGCGCGAGCUGCAGAGGCACGCAUCGUGGUUCAGGGCGCGCCCAUGGCCACCCAGCCACUCCCCAUGGACCCUGCCGCGUCACUCACAAUCACCACGAUCCAGAUACAGACCGUUCCCCCACAAGAUUACCCAUAGCCCGCCCCGCAGAGUCGACUCGGGUUGGUGGGCGUGCAGUCAAGCUUGACGCCCGCCACCAGGUCGGGGUUGCUCUUACCCCAGCAGCAGCAAGGGAGCAGGUUCGUACCCUCAAUGGACGCCCGGAGUGGCCCAGCGCCCCACGGAACAAAACCGCAGCCCGCCAACAACUCGCCGGCUGCCUCCAAAAGAACACCAAACCUCAAAGAGCAGUCGCUCCAAUUUUUCUUUCCGGCACCGCGUCAUCUGCUUUUGCUUGCAACAACGCCCUGGCUCGUUCACAAGACAUGGAUAACUCUAAUCAUCCAGCGCCCGUCAUUUCUUCAUCGUUGCGCCGCCACUCCUCACCCGUCACCAACAGCACCAAUAACAUGAGCCCCCGCUCCCGCCGCGCGUCAGCGCCCUUCUCCAGUCGCAGUCCCAUCCCCACCCGCCGCAAUUCGGCACCCGCCUUUCAUCAGACCCUCGGUGGACUUGUCCAGGUGGCCUACGACAAGAACUUUGCCCUCGCCCGCGAGGAAGACACUCCGCUUCGCAAGAUGCUCUUGCAGCGCUGCAUGUGGCGUGGGCUGCAGGAUACCUUUUUCCGCCCCGGCGUUGACGUCGAUGCGCUGGCCGCUACCCCCAUCAGUGACUUUGACAGCGAGCUGCUCGACACAUCCGACCUCGAUGGCGAGGCAGACGACGAGGACGCCGACCCGCUCGAUGACUUUGAGAUGCACACCAGCAGCCCCUUGGAGGUUCCCUGCCCCUCGCAUUAUCGACCCACCUGCGUCGAUCACGACGAGGCCCAUAGCUGCGAUUCGGCGCUGGGCGACAUGUCCUACUGCGACCUCGAUCACCCGGCACAUGCGCCACACGUCACAUUUGACCUCACCGAGGCCAAAGGCCACCAGCAUAGCCCCGGCGCCCACGACCCCGAGGACUUUGAGCUCUCCCAUGCCUACUCCGUGCAGUCUCAGGCACCGCAUCGCCACGUUAUCAUCUCUUAA